UUGCCACGCGCUUCAGCAAGAUGGCUGCAGUUCUUCGAGCAAAUCAGGAGUGCAGGCUGUAAGCCAGCGGUCCACAUCACUACAGCAGCGCUUAUUCCGGCUGCGUGUGCGCGUGUGUGUGUGUGUGUGACUGUGUGUGUGAGCCGACGCCAGUGGACCGAGAGGGUCACUUCUGACAAGUGAGAUGGUGAGAGGGGGGAGGGAGUGAGGCCAUGGGCUGCACCUCGGCUAAGCAGGUGUCGGCUGUGCCCAACGACGAAGAGGGCCGGGGCAAAGCCUACAGCAACGGAGACCUCUUCACUGAUGAAUAUAAGAUGAAGGGAGUGGAGGAGGUGAAGUACAUGCGUGGAGAAGAAGACCGAGUAAACGCACGCAACCAGGAGAACCUGGAGAAGAGCUCGACGCAGCACAGGACCAAACAGCACAAAGAGGUGCCUGGGCCCAGCGCCAACAAGACGAACAUACAUACGUCAGAGAGUCAGCAGGAGUUCUUCAGAAUGCUGGAUGAGAAGAUUGAGAAGGGGCGGGAUUACUGCUCAGAGGAGGGAGGAGGAGGAUGUGACAUAGCAGAGAGGCGCCAGAUCUUGCCAGAGAUGGAAAUAGAGAGAGUGUGAACUCAAAAAAUCAGUGUUUCCUAUGUCUGUAACACUCUGUCGGUCUGAGAGCGAGUGUGCGUGCGAGUGCGUGAGAGCGUGUACUUGUGAGAGCGAGAGAAUGCAGGACUUUUCCUCAUGGGCUGUUGCACCCUUGACCCCUUCUCCUCUCUUGGGGUUGCCUUGCUUGGAGAUCUAGAUGGUUUUGAGUGAAGAAAGAACAGCUUGAUUGAUGUAUUAUCAACACCGACUCACUCUGACGUGAAAUGAGGACCCCCGUCCCCCUCCGCACCUCUCCUCCUAUGGCCAGCAUUGAAACGACCCCCUUCCUCCGCCUGGCUGUGACGGAAGCCAUCUGAGAGAGAGAAAAAGAGAUUAUGUCAAGGAGAGUGAGAUGAAAGGAUAUGGAGAGAAAAAUGAUGACAUGCCCCUCCCAGUCCUUGUUUUAAGUGGCAGGCCAGAGAAAAACUGACAUAUGGAGGAACCAGAAAAGAGCUUACGAACAUCCUCUAGAGAUAACGGGGAGUGAAUGUAAAAAUGGAGUGUUGUGGGUUUUUGGGGGGAGAAAUGAUUGAACGAGAGAUAUUUUAUGAAGAGCGACUAUAUGAACGAACUGGCUGAUUAUUUUUAUAUUUUGAUAAGAGCGUCGUGGCAAGUUUUU
This is a messenger RNA of Sinocyclocheilus rhinocerous, 1254 nucleotides long. RefSeq lists its product as uncharacterized. The record is from RefSeq and is a predicted model, not a curated record. The coding region runs from base 213 to 614 and encodes 133 amino acids. Lineage: Eukaryota; Metazoa; Chordata; Actinopteri; Cypriniformes; Cyprinidae. The transcript is spliced from 6 exons.